Molecule: messenger RNA, 969 nt
Organism: Kwoniella shivajii
Lineage: Eukaryota; Fungi; Basidiomycota; Tremellomycetes; Tremellales; Cryptococcaceae
Exons: 5
Coding region: 1-969 (322 amino acids)
Cellular component (GO): cytosol
Molecular function (GO): aldose reductase (NADPH) activity
Source: RefSeq, a predicted model, not a curated record
AUGGCCGCUUCUGUUCCAUCAUUCAAACUUAACACUGGUGCUAACAUCCCUGCCAUCGGUCUCGGUACAUGGCAAGCUAAACCUGGAGAGGUCAGACAAGCUGUAGCUCAUGCCCUCAAAGUCGGAUAUAGACAUAUCGACGGUGCGUUAUGUUACCAAAACGAAAAAGAAGUCGGUGAAGGCAUCGCAGACUCUGGUGUACCUCGAUCAGAGAUCUUCCUUACAUCCAAAGUCUGGUCUUCAUAUCACGAUCGAGUAGAAGAAUGUCUUGAUCAAACACUUUCCGAUUUAGGAACUGAUUACCUUGAUUUAUACCUCGUUCAUUGGCCUGUCCGAUUGGCACCCAAUGGAACUCACAAAUUGUUCCCUGUUAAAGAGGAUGGAUCUAGAAAUAUCGAUUGGGAAUGGGACCAAGCCAAGACAUGGGAACAAAUGGAAGCUGUUUUAGCCAAAGGAAAAGUAAAGGCCAUUGGUAUCUCAAAUUGUGGUAUCCCAAUCAUCGAACAUUUGUUAAAAACUGCAAAAGUCACUCCUGCAGCAAAUCAAAUCGAAUUACAUCCUUAUAACCCUGAACAUGAAUUAAUCAAAUACUGUCAAGAUAAAGGUAUUUUAGUUCAAGCUUAUUCACCUUUAGGUUCAACUUCUUCACCUCUUCAUAAAGAUGAUGACUUAACUGCCAUCGCUGAGAAAUACAAGGUAUCAACCGCAGCUGUACUUUUGUCUUGGUCAGUAGCUAAAGGUGUAGUCGUUUUACCUAAAUCAGUAACUCCUUCAAGAAUCGAAGCAAACCUACACGUAAUCAAACUUGAGAAAGAUGAAGUUGAGAAACUCGAUAAAUUGGCUGAAAACGGUAAACAAACUAGAGUCAACUCUCCUCCUUGGGGUUCAGACUUUGGUUUCCCUCAUUGGUACGGACCUAACAACAAGGACGCUCCCGAAGGUGCUAGAAUCCUCUCUCAAAAGGCAUAG